Drosophila innubila is the source of this 673-nucleotide messenger RNA. RefSeq lists its product as uncharacterized. The coding region runs from base 154 to 534 and encodes 126 amino acids. NCBI's taxonomy places the organism in Eukaryota, Metazoa, Arthropoda, Insecta, Diptera, Drosophilidae. The record is from RefSeq and is a predicted model, not a curated record. The transcript has a single exon.
CAAAAGUUCUCUUUGUUGUUGGCUUCCGUUUGGUUUAUUCCGAUAGUUUGACCAAUAUUUUGGUAUAUAAAAUGGUUGAUCUUGUGCCACUUAAGCAUCAGUUCAUCGACGUCUUUCAAGCAAAAAACAAAUACUUCAAAAAUACUCUACAAUAUGUUCCGCUUUGUAAGUAGUGAAACCAUUAGAAAUUAUUCUAUGCAGGAAUAUCUUAACUAUGUUUUAAACCAUUCACAACUGCAGCUUGUCGUCUUGUUCGCUCUGGUUUCCAUCGUUGUGGCAGCUCCUGGAUUCGUGGAGCAGCAACAUGUUCUAAUCUCCACACCCGUUGUUGCCGUUAAACAUGUGCCAGUGCCAGUGGUGCCCGUAGUGAAACAUGUGGUGCCGGUAGUGAAGACUGUAGUGCCUGUGGUGAAGACUGUAGUUCCGGUAGUGAAGACUGUUGCUGUGGCUCCUGUUUACCACCGCACUUAUGUGCCCGUUGUUAAAUCUUACGCCGUAGCCGCGUCUCCCUAUACCCACAUCUAUCAUGGUUAAAACAAAAAAAUAUUAAAUAAAAUGAAUAAAGUAUGGAAAGGUUAAAAUAAUCGAUACUUUGUUUAUGACAUAAAUCCAAACUUUGAAGCGAGUUUUAUGUCAAAAUGUAAAAAAAAUAAAGAACCUUGUAAUUAUUUGA